UUCAUGUAAUUUACACCCGGUGCUCUACUGUACGCCCAGAGUGAGUGGACUGUGAAGCUCUGAGAGUAGAAGAGUGCACUGAGAUAGUGUGACUGUAGCCAUUUGUCCAGCCUGCCGGGCUGGUUUUGAUGAGGGCUGGGGGAAGGGCAAUGUUAGGAUGUUCCCUGUGGAGAGGGGCAGUCUGGCAGCAGCGUGUGGCUUUCUCAACAUCAGCGAGUAGGAUCUAUGGCCGGCUUCUAGCACAUAUGGUCCCCUCCAGGCCCGAUGCUGUCUUGUGAUCUGCGAGCGCAAAGUGAUCUUUCCUUAUUUCGUAAGGGUCGGGCUGGAGGUUGGCUUCUGUUACCAUUCUCACCCUUCUCAGUAGCAGCGACAGACUGGCACUUCUGCACAUCUACCAUCAUGUCUGCUACGCAUCAUCUUAGCUUCCCCCAUCCAUGCCUGGAGUGAGGUGCCGCACACCAGGGCAGGACACAAUACCUGGAUUUCACGGGGACUGGGAGUCAGUGUGAAGAAAACUAUAAUCAGCAAUGAUGCUGUGAGGAAGCUACACGAUGAAACUGUAAUGAUCUACCACCAGCUGUCGUAAACUGUCAUAUUUGAAACGUAGCACGGAGGCCGACGGGGAGUCGGGGAGGUGACCUUGUCUAAGGUUGGGUUUGGCUUCCCAGCGUCUGGAGGAUCCCUGAAUCCCUCCUCGGAAACGUGGACAGCAACAGUCAGCACCUUGAAGCAGUCCUUGGGGGCGGAGCCAGCAAUGUCCCCUGAGCUUCAUGAAGAUGGCUUGACUGAGAUCCUGGCCAGUGUGGUGGAAGAGGUGAAACUCUCCAUUGGCAGAGAUGUCAACGGGGCUGACGUUCUCUACAGCCUGCUCAAUGCCCCCUGGCUUCAGUCUUUGCUUAAGGUUUAUGAGCGCCUGCAGCAGUACAUGAGGACAUCACCCAGCCCAUACCUGGCCUACGCCACAGGACUGUCCCACCAGCUGAUGGCAGGUGUGCGAAGGGCCGCCACACCAUCCCCUGAAGCCAGGGAGCUCUACAGGCUGCUCAGGGAUCCCCACCUGCAGGCGUUUCUCUCAGCCCACGAUACAGUGGCCCGGAAGGACUACGAGCCCAUGUUGCCACCUCUUCCUGACAGCCUGCCGGACGACGAGGAAGCUGUGAGAAUUGUGUGCCUGGUGAAAAACAACCAGCCCCUGGGAGCUACGAUAAAACGGGAUGAGUUGACGGGAGAGAUCUUUGUCGCACGGGUGAUCCACGGGGGACUGGCGGAUCGUAGUGGUUUACUGUAUGCAGGAGACAAACUCAUAGAGGUGAAUGGUCAGCCAGUGGAGGGAAUGGAGCCAGAACAAGUCAUAGAGAUCCUGGCCCACUCGCAUGGCACCAUCAUGUUUAAACUGGUCCCCAUGUCAGACCGGCCAGUUAACAGCCAGACUCUGCUGUACGUGCGGGCGAUGCUUGAUUAUAACCCACGGCAGGACCCCGCCAUCCCCUGUGCUGAUGCCGGGAUGGCCUUCAGGAGAGGAGAUGUGCUGGAGAUCGUGGACCAAACAGAUGGCCUCUGGUGGCAGGCCAGGAAAAUGCCCAGCCUGUCAGCCUGCGCCGGCCUCAUCCCCUCCGCCGAGCUGCUGAGAAGGAAACAGAGGGAGUUGUGGUGGUCGCAGCCCUUUCAGCCUCACACCUGUACGACAACCUUGAGCACUGUUGAUGAAGAGGAAGACAUUGACGAGAGUUUUAUCGAAACAGAUCCGGACACUUUUGAAUCUGAAGAGGAGGAGUACAGCACUAAUCCUGCAGGCAUCUACCUCGCGGGAUUCCGCCGCAGCAUGCGUUUGUCUCGCAGGAAGUCCCACAGCAACCACUCGCAGUCCUGCUACUCCCGCUGCCCGAGCAGUUGCUACAGCAUCCUAGCAAACCCCUACGAGGAGGUGGUACGACACCGGCGCCAUCCGCAGGACAAACCACGCCUCGUUGCUCUCAUGGGUCCUUCUGGGGUGGGGGUCAAUGAGCUCCGGCGAAGGCUGAUCGCAAUGGACCCCAACACCUUCCAGGGGCCGGUGCCACACACAACACGACCUCGUAAACACCACGAGGAGUGGGGGAGGGAAUAUCACUUCAUCGGCAGGGAGCUGUUUGAGAACAUGGUAUACAACCACAGAUUCCUGGAAUACGGGGAGUAUAGAGGCCACCUGUACGGCACCAGCAUUAAUGCCAUCAAGAGUGUGCUGGACAGCGGGAAGAUCUGUGUUGUUGACAUCGAGCCACAUGGAAUUCGUGUGGUAAGAACACAUGAGCUCAGGGCCUACAUCAUCUUUGUGAAGCCGCCCAGUGCUGCCCGCAUGAAGCUGACUCGAACGAAUGCCCGGAUCACUGCCGCCGGUUACGUGAACCGACCUUUCCGAGAAGAGGACUUCCAGGAGAUUGAGGAGGAAGGGGCGAGGAUGGAGUCCCAGCACUGCCAUUUCUUUGACCAUCUGAUUGUGAACGAUGGGCUGCAGGACUCCUGUGUCCAGCUGCUGGCGGCUGUGAAGCGAGCGCAGGAUGAACCCCAGUGGGUCCCUGCCAGUUGGCUGCGGCCCACCGACGUAUCUUGAGUUUGCAGGACCGGACGGCAGGAAAAAUAUGAAUUAUAUGAGCGGUGGGAGAGGACUAAUGAGACAGAAAGGGACAGAGAUGCUUGGAAAAAGAUUUUCAUGUAAAUAAAACCAAUUUGAAAGGGUCUAAUUAAUUACAGGUGCGGGGAUUGAAAGAA
Scleropages formosus (Asian bonytongue) is the source of this 2748-nucleotide messenger RNA. RefSeq names its product MAGUK p55 scaffold protein 4a (gene mpp4a). The transcript is spliced from 22 exons. Bases 755 to 2590 code for a protein of 611 amino acids. Gene Ontology annotation, molecular function: protein binding. The record is from RefSeq and is a predicted model, not a curated record. NCBI's taxonomy places the organism in Eukaryota, Metazoa, Chordata, Actinopteri, Osteoglossiformes, Osteoglossidae.